This is a messenger RNA of Oryza sativa Japonica Group (Japanese rice), 1360 nucleotides long. The record is from RefSeq and is a predicted model, not a curated record. NCBI's taxonomy places the organism in Eukaryota, Viridiplantae, Streptophyta, Magnoliopsida, Poales, Poaceae.
GGGAGAGCGAGGCAGCACCACACCCCUACCGCCCACUCCCCCGGCCGCCGCCGCAUCUGCGCUCUUAGGGCCUCUCCUUCCCCAUCCCCAAAUUUCCCCUCCGGCCAUGGCCACCGACGGCACAGGCGUCGUCACCGUCUACGGCUCCGGCACCAACGGUGCCGCCUUGCUCGAGCCCUCCAACCACAAGUCCGCCACCUUCUCCGUCAAGGUGGGCCUCGCCCAGAUGCUGCGCGGCGGCGUCAUCAUGGACGUCGUCACCCCCGAACAGGCGCGCAUCGCCGAGGAGGCCGGUGCCUGCGCCGUCAUGGCCCUCGAGCGCGUCCCCGCCGACAUCCGCGCCCAGGGCGGCGUCGCCCGCAUGUCCGACCCUGGCCUCAUCCGCGACAUCAAGCGCGCCGUCACCAUCCCCGUCAUGGCCAAGGCCCGCAUCGGCCACUUCGUCGAGGCCCAGAUCCUCGAGGCCAUCGGCGUCGACUACGUCGACGAGAGCGAGGUCCUCACCCUCGCCGACGACGCCCACCACAUCAACAAGCACAACUUCCGCGUCCCCUUCGUCUGCGGCUGCCGCGACCUCGGCGAGGCCCUCCGCCGCAUCCGCGAGGGCGCCGCCAUGAUCCGCACCAAGGGCGAGGCCGGCACCGGCAACGUCGUCGAGGCCGUCCGCCACGUCCGCUCCGUCAUGGGCGACAUCCGCGCGCUCCGCAACAUGGACGACGACGAGGUCUUCUCCUACGCCAAGCGCAUCGCCGCGCCCUACGACCUUGUCAUGCAGACCAAGCAGCUGGGCCGUCUACCAGUCGUUCAGUUUGCGGCCGGCGGUGUGGCCACCCCCGCCGACGCUGCCCUCAUGAUGCAGCUCGGCUGCGACGGCGUCUUCGUCGGCUCCGGCAUCUUCAAGAGCGGCGACCCCGCGCGCCGCGCCCGCGCCAUCGUGCAGGCCGUCACCCACUACAGCGACCCCAAGAUCUUGGCGGAGGUCAGCAGCGGGCUCGGCGAGGCCAUGGUUGGCAUCAACCUCUCCGAUCCUAAGGUGGAGCGCUUCGCCGCCCGCUCCGAGUAGCCCAUCCAUCAUCAUUCAUAUCCGCCUUAUCCUUCUUUCGCUAUAUAUAUAUGCUCCUUCCUUCGAUUAAGUAAUAAUUACAUCUACUAUCAUCGUCGUGAUAAGAAGAAAAUGAAUUAGACACCAGCCAGCCAGGACUUUGUUGGCUUGGCUCACUUCCCUUCCCUUCCCUUCUUGGUGAUGAUGUAACAUGGAACAGCACAUGUAUCGAUUAGGAGCAUGUAUUGUUAUUUUUGCUAAUUGCUGUGGACUGGAUCCAUUUCUAUGGAAACUGUCAUACUUCCCGUUCUGUUGGUA